This is a messenger RNA of Neopsephotus bourkii (Bourke's parrot), 2416 nucleotides long. It is a transcript of the gene CASP2, whose product is annotated as caspase 2. Lineage: Eukaryota; Metazoa; Chordata; Aves; Psittaciformes; Psittacidae. The transcript is spliced from 10 exons. Bases 113 to 1375 code for a protein of 420 amino acids. The record is from RefSeq and is a predicted model, not a curated record. Gene Ontology annotation, biological process: regulation of apoptotic process; proteolysis.
GGCGGCGGCUGGCCGCGGGGUCCGUCCGCUUCCUCCUGAGCGGAAAGAAAGGGAGGCUCGUACAGUUGAGUUGCGCUUAGGUGUCACCUCUCCUGCUAGGGAAGCGUGCGGCAUGCAGCGGUGUCACCAGGAAGCGCUAAAGAAGAACCGGGUGAUGCUGGCAAAGCAGCUGCUUUUAAGUGAGUUGAUGGAGCAUAUGAUAGAGAAAGACAUCAUCACCGCAGAGAUGGUGGAAAUGAUACAGGCCAAGCCUGGGAGUUUCAGCCAAAAUGUGGAAUUCCUCAACUUGCUGCCCAAGAGAGGUCCUAAUGCAUUCUCAGCAUUCUGUGAAGCUCUACGAGAAACCAAACAGCAGCAUCUGGAGGCGAUAAUCUUGAAGACAACAUCCAGUCUGAGCCAAGGGAUUGCAAGGCUUGAACACCAUUAUGGAUCAAAUCUUCCAAUCCCUAUCAAUGAGUCAUGUAAUUCAAAGAGAGUGCGCUGGAUAGAACCAAUGGAACAUUCCUUGGAUAAUGGAGAUGGUCCCCCGAUUCCUCAGGUGAAGUACUGCACUCCCAAAUUUUAUCAUGAUCAUCAGCACUUGGCGUAUAAACUGAUAUCAGAGCCCCGAGGCUUAGCACUUAUUCUCAGCAAUGUCCAUUUCAGCAGUGAGAAGGACUUGGAGUAUCGUGCAGGGGGAGAUGUGGACUGUACUUCACUGGAGAUGCUUUUCAAGCAUCUUGGGUACCAAGUGACUGUCUUCCAUGAUCAGACUGCACAGGAGAUGCAGAAUGCAUUGGAGAGAUUCUCUAAGAUGCCAGAUCAUCGGGAUGUGGAUUCCUGCAUUGUAGCUUUGCUUUCCCACGGUGUGGAGGGUGGGGUUUAUGGCAGUGAUGGCAAACUACUGCAGUUGCAGGAGGCCUUCCGGCUUUUUGAUAAUGCAAACUGUCCAAAUCUCCAGAAUAAGCCCAAAAUGUUCUUUAUUCAGGCGUGCCGGGGAGAUGAGACAGACCGGGGAGUGGAUCAGCAAGAUGGGAAAGAAUGGUCGGAUUCCCCAGGCUGUGAGGAGAGCGAUGCAAACAAGGAAGAAAAUCUCAAGCUGCGUCUGCCUACAUGCUCUGAUAUGAUCUGUGGAUAUGCUUGUCUGAAAGGCACUGCAGCCAUGCGAAACACCAAGCGCGGAUCCUGGUAUGUUGAGGCUCUCACCUCUGUGUUUGCAGAGGACUCUCGAGACACUCACGUGGCUGACAUGUUGGUGAAGGUGAACAGGCACAUCAAGCAACGAGAAGGUUAUGCCCCAGGCACAGAAUUCCACCGCUGCAAAGAAAUGUCAGAAUACUGCAGCACGCUCUGCCAGGACCUUUACCUGUUCCCUGGUUAUCUGCCAGGAAAAUAACCCUGCCAGCUCUGUGCAAGGGAGGUACUGCCAAAGCUGGACUUGGAGCAUGGAUGUCUACGCUUUCGUUCUUCAGGCUGUGGCAUGAGAUGCACAAGCAGGGAGUGAUGGUUUAUAUCUGGCCAGUCUGAUUCUUCAUGUCUUUAAAUAAUCUGGCAACUCACUAAUCUGAUUCAGUUCAGGGUUUAAAGUUCUUAUAUCCUGACUUAAUCCAUAAGUAUAGAAAUUGAUGGAAAGAGGAUCAGCACUGGAACUGGGAAGAAGUGGGAACAUCCUUUGGAAGGAGACAUUAAGGACGUUUCUAAGAAAAGUGAAUGUGAAAAGGGAAACAGACUAUUCAUACAGUUUUUUAAAAGUUAAGCCUUUCUGAAAGGAAAAUUAUUCAUAAAAUGUUACUUAUUUUAUGCUUGUAUUUUAAAAGUUUUAAGUACUUUCUGUCUGGUUCUUCAUGCAGGACAGUCAGCUCCUGUGGAUGUUAGAAGAGGGCUCCCUUGUGAAGGAGCCUUCUUCCCCUCUCUAAAAUAGAAGGUUAUUGUUUUCAGUACUUGACACUUUCCUAUCAUCUUGAUAACUUAAAAGCCUGGUUUUGCACAUUCCUUCUGUAGCCAAGUAAUCAGAAGAAAUGCAAGACAUCCCAAGUUAUCAACAAAACAGGUCGAGAUCUAGGGUUUCUCAUACAGACAAAUAAGCCUCCAUAAACUGCCCCAGAGAUAGUUCUGAAUCUAGGAAUUCUAGGUUAGCUCCCCUUAGUCCCAAAAGUGAGCAACUGCAUGGAAUAUUGCUUUUGAGGAAUUUGCUUACCGUUGUACCUGUGUGUCACAACAGGCAGAGCGUUCAAUCCGCCAGCUUCUCAGGAGACUAUGAAUUGCACUGUACAACUGGAUCCCUGAAACCUGACAGCUUUGUACAAAAGGAUCUUUCGUCUUUUGUUUAAUUAACAAAAGUAUUCAAGGCAGCUCUUUACAGUCUAAGCGUGUUACUUGGACUAUUUAUCACUGCAGUUUGUUUCCCUUUGAAAUGAAAGGGAACAGUUUCAUGUUA